AUGGGGGGAUCAAUUGUCUUUUUAUAUAAAAUUAUUAAAAAUUUAUUUCUUCUAAUUUCUUUUAAGAUUAAAGAAUUUGCUAGAAUCGCCGUAUCUUCUUCCUAUUCUGCAUCAAAAACUUCAAUUCCUCCAUUAAAGAUUGUUAUAUUAGACGAAGCUGAUGCAAUGACAGGGCCAGCCCAAUCUGCUUUACGUCGUACAAUGGAAAAUGAGACACAAACAACUCGUUUCUUUUUAAUUUGUAAUUAUGUUACUCGAAUUAUUGAACCGUUAACUUCGAGAUGUGCAAAGUUUCGAUUUAAGCCGCUUUCUGAAGAGGCACAAAAAGAACGUUUGCUCAACAUUUCCAUCGCUGAAGAAAUUAAUUUUGAUGAAAAUGCAAUAGAACAAUUAGUUUCAAUUUCAAAUGGAGAUUUACGUAAAUCAAUUACUUUAAUGCAAUCAAUGGCUUGUUCUGCUGUUAAUAAUUCGAUAAGUGUUGAAGAUGUUAAAGAAAUGUCUGGGGAAAUACCUGGGAAAUUGAUGGAAGAAUUUAUUGAUGUUGUUAAAUGUUUGGAUCAGGAAAAGGUAAAUCAUUAUGCAAAGAAAAUUGUUAAAAAUGGGUAUAGUGUUACUCAAUAUUUAACCCAAUUAUUGGAUAUUAUUUUGGGAUAUCAAAAUUUAAAAGAAGUUAAGAAAGCAAAAAUAUUUAUUAAAAUAGCGGAAACAGAAAAAUGUUUGAUAGACGGGGCUGAUGAGUAUAUACAACUUUUGAAUUUAUUGUUGACUUGUCAGGGAUGUUUUGCUGAUAUGGAUUGA
This is a messenger RNA of Meloidogyne enterolobii, 798 nucleotides long. NCBI's taxonomy places the organism in Eukaryota, Metazoa, Nematoda, Chromadorea, Rhabditida, Meloidogynidae. The record is from the annotation of a GenBank genome assembly.